This is a messenger RNA of Aspergillus thermomutatus, 3681 nucleotides long. RefSeq lists its product as uncharacterized. Lineage: Eukaryota; Fungi; Ascomycota; Eurotiomycetes; Eurotiales; Aspergillaceae. The record is from RefSeq and is a predicted model, not a curated record. The transcript has 17 exons. Gene Ontology annotation, molecular function: ATP hydrolysis activity; ATP binding. Bases 1 to 3681 code for a protein of 1226 amino acids.
AUGGAGGAUGGACUGUUGCCCAGCGACAUCAAUCUCUUCCCAGAGGAUGCUGAGGAUGUUGAUCCCACUUCUGCGUAUUCCUGGCGGAUUAACCAUCAAAUAGGAGAUCAUAAGACUACGGCAGCUCGCACGGCUCAGACCCGCGAUGAGUUCUAUUCCAUGUUCUUUCUCGACUAUCUUGGCAUCAUUGGGCGUCCACUCCAGCCCCUGACACGGCCUAGUGAGCGGUUCUUUGACAAUAUCACCAUUGGUUUCCGGUCCUGGCGUGCUCCGUAUACGGCAAGCAGCUGCACCACCUCCUCCCAUUUUCCCUUGAACAUCGCACAUUCCGGAUUGCGUCGGCCGCGAGCCGGGACACCUGGCGCGACAGGAGGCCGCCUCCCAGCGCAGUGCGCUGCAGGUGCAUCACGCCGAGGCACCGGCCUCCUACAUCAAGACAAUCUCCCUGACCGGAAAGUUGCUGGGAGGGGGAUCGAACCCUCCUGGCAGUUAGAUGGACCCAGCACGCAAACAAUCACGCUUAACAAAUGGACCACCAUUCAGCAUGAAUUCAUGGCGUGGUGGGAUGAACAUGUGCAGGCCCAUUCAUACAAUCCCUUCUGGACCAAGAACCAGCCGGCCUUCCACGCUCAGGAGAGUCGCCUGGGCCCAGACUUCGAAUCUGACUCUGGGUCUGACUCCCAUUCCUCCCCGGCUCACCCCCUUCCGAACGCAGGGCCGACCCGACUGCUGGAGCAACCGGCGGGCCAGCGCAGCCCCCAGGACCCGUCCGUGUCAAAGUCAUUUGCUCAGGAGCGGCGGCGGAUUGAGCAGGAGAUUACAACGCACGAGGUGGCAUACCGGAUGGAGCAGGUGCUCUCCAUGGAUGUGAGUGAGCUCCUCCCAGCGCACCGCCAGUUCCGCACGGUGGUGCAGCCGAUUUUCCAGCUGAUGCAGUUCUUCCUCCGGAAAAGCCAGUCGUAUCUGCACCUCCUCUGGCUGUUUCGGCCGGCGGUCUUCCCUGGGGUGUUGGGGGCUCCCGCGGAUCAUGCGGUCUUGGGUUGGCCCUAUCAGAAGGAAUGGCGGUGCUGGACGGCUGGGACUGUACUGCUUCACUGGGACGGCCAUGGCGCUGAUGCUGUCCAUGCUGCGUCCCCUGGGGACAAUGGACAGCCUUGUGCACGGUGGGUGGCCGUAUGUGCCGCCACAGCUGCUCGGCCUCCGGACGGGGGAUGGAAUCCUGCACCACGGCCGGUGGCCGCGCAGCCAUACUGGACGGCCGAUCCUGCUCCACGCGGCAGGACUGGCGUUGCAUUACGGAGCGGAUGUGGCGAUGGCGCGGCACAGUCUUCUGUGGUUCCAGGAAUUCAGCAUCGGGGCAUCCAGGGACCGCACGGGGCGACGGAGUUUCUUAAGGAAGUUUUCUGGGACUUGUGGAUCCCCCAGAGCGGGAGUUUGUCCGGCAUCAGCUGCUCCCUCGGCUGCCCCAGGGACGGUGUCCCUGACCCAGCAGCACUGGGGGCUGACCCUCCUCCCACUCGUGGGAACGUCAGCAGAGCUACAGGUGCGGGUGACUCACCAAGGGCGGCAGGAUUUCGCGCCCUCAAACCGGCGGCGAUCGAAGCAGCGGACCGGGCAGGGCGGCCGGUGAAACGGCAGGUGAUGGGCUCAGGGUGCGCGAUUCCGUUCCAACAGGUUUGGGGGAUUUUCCGGGAGAAAUUCGCGCAGCAGAUGCGGAUGUUCGAGCGAGGGAACCGGCAGGUGCUGGAGGACUACCAGGUGGCGCUUAACUGCCGGGAGGCGAUGGGGGAUCCGCUCUGGGAUGUGCUGCUGCUGUUGGUGCUACUAGACGGCUCUCGCAGACCUGGUCGGCGUCUCACGUAUGGCCGCCACCACCCCCAAGUCCGGGCACCGCUUCGGCCUCGCCGGUCUCCCCUAGACGUCCAACCUGGAUGGUCUGGGUAUCGUUCGGUCCGUCCCGUCGAGCUGCAUCGUGGCGGAUUGCAGACCCCGCCCAUCCCCCUUCCGGGGCUGACAGGCGUCGGUAAGACGUUUACAGUUGAAGCAAUAGCAGAGUGGUUCAAGCUCCCUCUUUACUCGAUAUCGGCCGGUGAAUUGAUCGUCGAUCAUGGGGACCUCUACGCGCUGGAAUACCAGCUUGAUAUGAUAUUCAAGGUGGCGAAGCAUUUUAAUGCAGUUAUCCUCUUCGACGAGGCUGAUGCGUUUAUGGAACGGCGCACCUCUUACCUUGAUGCCUAUAAUCGUCUUCUGACCGUUCUUCUUCGGAAAUUGGAAUACUACGAGGGCAUCCUUUUUCUCACAUCAAAUCGCGCCAUUGAGUUUGACGAUGCGGUUCUGAGCCGAAUCCAUCUUAAGAUCAAAUACGAAGAUCUGACAGAAGAAUCUCGCAAGGAGGUCUGGAGACAUUUCACCUCCAAAGCUUGUACACCAAAAGGUCCCAGCAUCAUCAAUGAUGAUGACCUUUGCCGUUUGGGGCACAUUGCUUUGAAUGGACGAGAGAUCAAAAAUCUUACUUCCAUCGCGCACGCACUGGCUACCGUUGACAGGAAACAAAUGAGUUAUGAACACCUGGAAUUGGCGGCAAAGUCGACCGAGAAAUUUGAGACUGAGUUUAUCGAUCACCUCAAUGUCUGUGUUCAUCCUCAUGGGGAUCAUAAUGCCGUCCCCAUGCUGGUGAUUUUGUGCGUGAUCAUGCUCAUGUUCCCCAAGAGGAUCGAGCCCAAGGUUGAGUCGAUGUUCGUGUCCAGCAUCACGUCGGGCUCCGGGUCCCUUAUCACGCUUGAGCCCCCUGACGUCCACAUGGCCGCGGAACGUCAACAAGAUGAGGCCAUGACCCUCUCCUGCGGCUUCCACUCCCAGGCGCAAGGAUUUGCGAAUGAGAUCCCGCUGUCGGCCACGAUGAACACUAUCCUCCCGGAUCUGCCGCUGAGCGAGUUCAAGCUCGGACUCGGGGUGCUGAAGCCGGACGAGAGGUUGCCCAAGAAGAUGUACGCUGAUGUCGUGGCCGUUGGCAAGGACGAGGACUGGGUCUUGAACCAUUGGCUGCUCAAGGACGUGAUCAUGGAGCCAGUGCCGCCCAGCGUCAGGAACAGUGCGAGAUGGUCGCCCAAGACCUCGCUCGAUACCACGAAGCUGGUCACGAUCGACACCGACAUCAAAAACUCGUGCGCGGAGCUGACCAUGGACAUGCUCCAAGAAUCUGCAGAGGAUCGCGGAACCGAUCACUGCUUGUGCGUGGGGAUCAGCCCCUACAAGAACGGGGUCCUGCCCACGUUCGCCGGCGUGAUGUCGUACUCGCCUCUGACCUGCAUCGGCUGCACGCCCUCGGUCCAGGUCCUGAGCCAGGUCAUGUCGCUGGUGGCGGUCGUGAUCGAGCAGGCGUUUAUGCGCGAGAGCAGGAACACGGACACCAUGAUUUCGACCAGUACACGGCCAGAGCCGCGUCCAUCUUCUCGAAGUGGGCCGGAGCACGGCCUCGGGCUUCAACCUGUUCGAGAACCAGAUGCAGCCGACCGCGCCCAAGAACCCCUUCUUGUCUGUGAUCAACGAGACGAACAGGGCCGGCGACGUGCGCACCAGCACGGGCCCGAACCUGAACGCGGAGUCAUCGCAGGGCCCGCCUAUGGUCACAAGGAGGAGCACAAUCGGCCAGACGUGCUCAACAGCAUCAUCAGACCUUAA